AUUAUAUGAAGAUCAUUGUACUUAUACUUAUAAGUCAUCUCCUUUUAAUUCAAGCAUAAGAUGCUGAAGAUAUUAAAGGAUAUAUGUAUGUAUUUGCAUAAGAAUGGCCUGGAUCUAUAUGUAAAUUUUAAAAGUGUACUAAAACAUACAUGGGUAACUAUGACAAUGCAAGAUGGAACAAUCAUGGUCUAUGGCCAAAUACUAUGCUAGCUACAUCAUGUGGAUUUAUAUCUAAUUGUAGAGAUGAAACAUAUGAUGAAAAUAAAUUAACAGUAGCAACCAAGACAUUGAUAGAUGUUACUUGGAAUGGAAUGUAUUCUGACACUUUCACAUUUAGAAAGUAUAAAUAUGAAUUAUACUAGACAUGAAUGGGAAAAGCAUGGUACAUGUCAUCCAGAUAAUUUAACUCAAAAUGGAUAUAUGUCUAAAGUAGGCAAUUUAAAUAAUCAAUAUAAUUACUAUAAAAUAUUGGCAUCAGCAGGAAUAUAUCCUGAUAAUAAUAGAGAAUUAACUGAUACUGAAUUUAGAGCUCCAUUUACUAAAACUUUAGGAAUUUCAACAGCUAUGACAUAUACUUGUUAAAAAGAUUGUAUUUAUUUAAUAAUAGUAUUUAGCAAAUACUGGUAAAUUUUACAUUGCUGAACUCAGAACAUGUUUUACUUAAGCAAUGAAACCUAGAACUUGUGAUUGUAGUAAACCUGUUAGUGCAUUUGUUAAUUGUGGUAAAACCUUUUAUUAUCCUACAUUCCAACUUUCUACUGAAGAAUAAAUACAACUUGAAGAGAUACCUGAUUUGAGUAUUGGAUUUUUAGAAUGAAUUUAAAAGUUGUAUUUUAUUAAUUGGUGAAUGAUAUAUUUAUAUUUAUAUAAAUAUAUUAUUUUGAAAAACG
Molecule: messenger RNA, 890 nt
Organism: Paramecium primaurelia
Lineage: Eukaryota; Ciliophora; Oligohymenophorea; Peniculida; Parameciidae
Source: the annotation of a GenBank genome assembly